This is a messenger RNA of Macroventuria anomochaeta, 3095 nucleotides long. RefSeq lists its product as uncharacterized. NCBI's taxonomy places the organism in Eukaryota, Fungi, Ascomycota, Dothideomycetes, Pleosporales, Didymellaceae. Gene Ontology annotation, cellular component: catalytic step 2 spliceosome; U4/U6 x U5 tri-snRNP complex. Gene Ontology annotation, molecular function: protein binding. The transcript is spliced from 2 exons. The record is from RefSeq and is a predicted model, not a curated record. Bases 196 to 2991 code for a protein of 931 amino acids. Gene Ontology annotation, biological process: mRNA splicing, via spliceosome; spliceosomal tri-snRNP complex assembly.
CACCGACGAAUUGCUACCUCUCCUACCCACCGCGGAGCUUACCCAAGCUUGGGAAUACGAAAUCGCGAAACAGUUGACCCGUAUUGUUACUUCCAGCAAUUUAAAGCCUCAACGCCGAACAACAAUUGCUGAGCGUCGCAGCGCCCGCGCGACUAAGAACGACAACGCGCUCGAAGCACGCAAAACACCGCCAAAAUGAGUCGACGAGACUUUCUGUCUAUGCCCGCACCCGAGAACUAUGUGGCUGGUCUCGGGCGCGGUGCUACCGGAUUCACAACCAGAAGUGAUCUGGGUCCGGCGCGAGAGGGUCCUUCUGAGGAACAGAUGAAGGAGAUGUUGGCGAAACGUGCCGCUUCUCUCGGUCAAGCUGCUCCAUCCGCAUAUGGUGUUACAGAGAAGAAAGAGGAGGAAGAUGACGAGGCAGAUCGUUUCCAGGACCCUGACAAUGAGGUUGGCCUGUUCUCGAGCGGUAUGAACUACGACAAGGACGACGACGAAGCAGACAGAAUAUACCAGGAAGUUGAUGAGAAGAUGGACAAGCGGCGGCGAGCUAGAAGGGAAGCUCGCGAGCAGCAAGAACGAGACGAAUACGAAAAGAACAAUCCAAAGAUCCAACUACAGUUCGCCGAUCUGAAGCGUGCGCUGGGCUCUGUGACCGAAGACGAGUGGGCAGCGCUGCCUGAGGUGGGAGACAUGACGGGCAAGGCGAAGCGCGCAAGAGAAGCCCGUAUGGCAAACGCACGGUCGUAUGCGGUACCUGACAGCGUUCUGUCCGCGGCAUCCAAGUCCGGAGAGCUUGAGACAUCUAUUUCCACGGGAGACGCCGAUUCGGGUACAAUGACCAACUUCGCCUCUAUUGGUGCUGCGCAACAAUCAGCCUUACAAGUCCGACUGGAUUCGGCGGCAUCGAGCAACACGGGAACACAGACAACGACUACGUCCGGAACUGCAACUGCAGUCGACCCAAAGGGAUAUCUUACUGCGUUGGACAAGAAGGAGAUGCAGGGCGGCGAAGUACCCGUGGAAGACAUCAACCGUGCGCGAGUGUUGUUGGAAUCUGCAGUCAAGACCAAUGUCAACAACGGUCCUGGAUAUGUUGCGCUGGCACGUCUUGAAGAAGUUGCAGGGAAGAUCCACACCGCGAAGAAGGUUAUCCAGAAAGGCUGCGAGAUGUGUCCGAAGUCGAUAGUCGUAUGGGAGGAGGCCAUCAGACUGAACCGCGAGAGUCUCCACAAUGCGAAGAUUAUUGCGGCGAACGGUAUCAAGCUCAACCCCAAGGCUAUCGUAUUGUGGAAGGCAGCUAUAGAUCUAGAGCAGACACCAGCAGCUAGAAAGAAGGUGACUCGACAAGCGCUGGAUCACAACCCUCAGUCUGUCGAGCUCUGGAAGACCUUGAUCAACGAUACCGAGGACAUCGAGAACGUCAAGCUGUUGUUUGCAAAGGCUACAGAAACAGUGCCACUCUCAGAAGAACUGUGGAUUUCCUACGCACGCGUCAGCGAUGCAGAGGCAGCUCAGCAGGUCCUGAACAAAGCUCGCAAAGCUAUUCCCACCAGCUGGGCGAUUUGGGUACAUGCCUGUAGGUUGCAAGAAGAGCUCGGAAAGGUCGACAUCUGCGACAGGAUCAUGGAACGUGCAGUCAAGGCUUUGAUCAAGGAGAAUGCCAUGAUCAAGCGCGAGGAGUGGCUGGCACAGGCCGAGAUUUGUGAAGAAGAGGGUGACAAGGUCACAGCAGCCUCCAUCGUAAAAGCAACUAUUGGCUGGAGUCUAGAUGAAGACGACGAACGACGCGACAUCUGGCUCGAAGAUGCGAAGAACAUCUCCAACCGAGGCCACUACGAAACGGCAAGAGCGAUCCUUGGGCAUUGUGUGUCGAUCUUUCCAUACUCAACAACCGUCUGGCAUGCGUCUGCCGAUCUCGAAAAGCAUCAUGGAACUACUGAAUCUCUUCUCAGCGUUCUCGAGCGUGCUGUCAACGCUUGUCCAAACUCAGAAUCGCUGUGGCUACUAUAUGCUCGAGAAAGAUGGCAGGCUGGAGACAUCGAGGGUGCUCGUCAAGUCUUGGGCCGAUCCUUCGAGCAGCUGCCUGGUAACGAAAACCUCUACACACGAGCUGUCGACUUUGAAGCGGACGCUGGCAACUACGAGCAGGCGCGCAGUUUCUUGAAGGUCGCCCGAGACUCGGCCGCCACCGACCGCAUAUUUAUGAAAUCUGCGGUUCUCGAGCGCCAGCUUGGUGACUACGAGACUGCAAUCGACAUCUGCAACCAGGGUCUGCAGAGUUGGCCUGGCAGCUGGAAGUUGCACGCCAUCAAGGGGCAAAUCUAUGAGCAGCUAUCGAAGCUCAAGGAAGCACAAGAAGCCCUCACUAUCGGCACACGGGCCGCACCAAAAGCACCCAUGCUUUACAUUCUGCUCUCAAGAAUACAAGAAAAGACCGGCGCCGUUGUCAAAGCCCGCUCAACACUCGACCGCGGUCGUCAACAGAACCCCAAAAAUGCCGAGAUACUCUGCGAAGCCGUCCGCCUCGAGCGCCGCCGAGGCGACAUCCCCGCCGCUCAGAAAGUCAUGGCCACCGCACUCCAAGAAUGCCCUACCUCCGGCUUUCUUUGGGCUGAGAAGAUCAUGCACCUCGAGUCGCGAACGCAACGGAAACCGCGCGCCCUCGAAGCCAUCAAGAAAGUCGAGAAGGACCCACAGCUCUUCGUCGUCGUUGCCCGCAUAUUCUGGUCCGAACGGAGACUCGACAAAGCGGCGACAUGGUUCACCAAGGCCGUGGUGUUGGACCCAGAUUACGGCGACGGAUGGGUCUGGUACUACAAGUUCCUUGAGCAGCACGGGACGGAGGAGAAGAAGCAGGAGGUGUUGAGUAAGGCGGCUAUGGCGGAACCGAAGCAUGGCGAGAUCUGGCAGAGUAUUAACAAGGAUCCAAAGAACGCACGGCUGGGGGUUGAGGAGGUGCUGAAGCUUGCGGCUAGCAAGGCUGAGUAGGAGCAGCUGAUAACGGGAGAAAAGCGCGUAGGGUUUUGUGUGUCGCUCGACGGGCGGAUGGCCAUCUGGUGCGGUGAGGCCUGGGCACGUGCCUCUGUGUAGAU